Messenger RNA from Caretta caretta (loggerhead turtle), 2574 nucleotides. RefSeq lists its product as uncharacterized. NCBI's taxonomy places the organism in Eukaryota, Metazoa, Chordata, Testudines, Cheloniidae. The record is from RefSeq and is a predicted model, not a curated record.
UAUUGCCAUGGGGGCACCAUAUGAUGAUUUUGGCAAGGUGUUCAUAUAUCACGGAUCCAAGAAUGGAAUAAAUACAAAGCCAGCACAGAACAAGCAAUCAAGUUAAUUUGGCUCCAAUUACUGCUACUGCUUAAGUGGUUAUUGAAUUGCUUUUGUCACUCACUUGAGUUGCUAAGCCUUCCCAGGUGUACUUUGGAGGUAACAUCAUUGAUGAGAGUGCUAUGAAAUCUGAAGAUGAUGUUGGAAAAAUAAUAGAAUAUAAAUUCAGAUCUAGAUUAUUAAAAAAAGAUUAUUAAAAUUCAGAUCUAGAUUAUAUUGCUGCACACAGGCAAGCUGCAUCACCAUUAAUCACGUCGUCCUCCCUUCGACAACACACAACUUGACUGGCCCAUCAAAAGUGGGGCUUCCUCUAGCCUUGAAAGUUCAGGGUCACACUUCCAAUAAACAUCCAUGCCUACAGGUAACAAAACUUACAUACACAAAACCCAUCAAUGGUAUGCCCAGUGCUGGUGCUCAGAAAGUGUGUGCAGAUAUUUGUGCACGUAAAGCCGAGCGUCCACAAACAAGCUGUGUUGCAGCCCUUUUUGAAAAUAUGGCCUUGUGAGCUCACUCUCUUGGCCUUCUGCCUUUUAAUUAUUAGGGCCUUGGCUACACUUGUGAGUUACUUUGCAUUAAAGCAGCCCUGGGUGCCCUAACUCACGACACGUCCCCCCCACUGGCAAGGCACGCAGAGUGCUCUGACUUGGCGGCUAGAGCGCUGCUGGUACUGCGCCUCAGCGAGUGAAAUAACGUUUGCUGUGCGUCUGCUGGAGCGCCAUGGCACCAGUGUGGACGCCGUGUUCUGUUAGUGCGCUCUGAUUGGCCUCCAGAAGUGUCCCACAAUGCCUGUCCUAGCCACUCUGGUCAUCACUUUGAACUCUACUGCCCUGCCCUCAGGUGACCAACCAUCAGACUCACCCUUUAAAUUCUCUGGGAAUUUUGUAAAUCCCCUUCUUGUUUGCUCAGCCAGGCGUGGAGUGCUCUCAGCGCAUCUUUCCAGGUGACUAUGCCUCCACGCGCCAGGCGAUCGCCAGUAUGGAGCAAUGGCAAGGUGCUGGACCUCAUCAGUGUUUGGGGGAAGAAGCUGUCCAGUCCCAGCUGCGCUCCAGCCAUAGGAAUUACGAUACCUUUGGGCAGAUAUCAAGAGACAUGCUGGAAAGGGGCCAUGACUGGAACGCAUUGCAGUGCAGGGUUAAAGUGAAGGAGCUGCAGAAUGCCUAUGGCAAAGCCCGAGAGGCAAACCGCUGCUCCGGUGGUGCCCCUGGGACCUGCCGUUUCUACAAAGAGCUGGAUGCGAUACUUGGUGGCGACCUCACCUCCACGCCAAGGACCACCAUUGACACUUCAGAGCCCAGUUCAACAAGGCUGGAGGAGGAGGAGGAGGAAAGCAGGAGCAAGGGUGCUGAGGCGGAGGAAGACACCCCAGCAUCCCUAAAUGCAUGCAGCCAGGAGCUGUUCGAAAGCCAGAAGGAAGGUAGCCAGUUGCAGCAGCCGGUGCUUGGGGCAGGACAAACACCAGAGGAAGCUCCCAAUGCAACCUUGAGAUCUCAGCCGUCCAUGUUAUCACCGGCCGAAAGACUCCAAAGAAUUAGGAAGAGGCCACAUAGACGCAAAGAAGACAUGCUGCAUGAAGUCAUGCAGCAGUCCCUUAAUGAGAAUCUAAAAGCGCAGGAGUGGAGGGAGAGUGAAAGGAGGAUCCGCCAGCAGAAUGAGGAGUGCUGGCACAAAAGCACGGUGCUCUGGCAGCAAAGCAUGGAUUGGCUGAUAAACAUCAUGGAGUGCCAAGCGGACUCGAUCCAGGCGCUUGUAGCCAUGCAGGUGAAACACUACCACACCCUCCCUCCCUCCCCCCGCAGCCCUUGUCCCAAAACUUUUUUCCUUGUGCCCCCAUGUCACCGCCAACGCACUUUCCCCAACAUCUGGGUUCUUAUCACCACCAGCUGCCUCCAACACCUGAAGCUUCACGAGCCUCUGGGUUGUAGUUUGCCCACCUCUGACCUAGUUCCAUUCUCUUUAUCAUUCUUGUUCCUGCCUUGGGUUACUGAAGACUUCCCUUUACAGCUGUCAUUACAUAUGCCUAAUGCAAUAAUCUAGAAUACUUGGUGUAGUUUGUAGUUUCUGUGGGUUGACAACAACGUUCUAGAUAUUGCUGUAUUGUUCUCCUGACUUUAAAAAAACAACAACAAAACUCCCAACUACCAUACUGCUGGACCAAGAGGGCCAGAGAUGUAAUUCUGUUUGCCUCAGAAGUUCCCUUGUAGUUGUAAUCCUCCUGCGUGUCUAACAUUUUUGCUACCGCUAGAAGGUUCUGCCACCUGUUGCUGUUAGAAGAGAACAGAUCCCACUUACAUUUGUAGACACCAGUGGCUCAGGACUGAACUGGAACAUGUUUUACCCUAAAUAUAGUUGCAAUCAGCCAGGUCAGCCAGAGUUUUUAUUUAUAUUUCAUUUUCAUAGUCCUGUGGGGUCUGAACAGAACAAGUAAAUCUUGCAACUGCUCUAGCUUUAUUGUUAGCAACAGACUUUUAAAUAAAA